Bicyclus anynana (squinting bush brown) is the source of this 2472-nucleotide messenger RNA. Its product is annotated as peroxiredoxin-2-like. Gene Ontology annotation, biological process: response to oxidative stress; hydrogen peroxide catabolic process; cellular response to stress. The coding region runs from base 162 to 845 and encodes 227 amino acids. The transcript is spliced from 7 exons. Gene Ontology annotation, molecular function: thioredoxin peroxidase activity. NCBI's taxonomy places the organism in Eukaryota, Metazoa, Arthropoda, Insecta, Lepidoptera, Nymphalidae. The record is from RefSeq and is a predicted model, not a curated record. Gene Ontology annotation, cellular component: cytosol; mitochondrion.
UCGAAUGUCAAUUUUAUUGUCAUUUGUAUUUAUUUUUCAUUUCACUUCAUCUGCAAUUUACAAUUACAAUAAUUUCGAGAAAUAAUUCAGCACUAACACUAAAAUAACCUGAUAUUGUGUAAAUAGGUAUUCUCCUACAUUGUUACGAAAAAUAUUCGAUAAUGUCACUUUUCGUAAAAAACUUCGUACGCCGGGUCCUCACACCAGCCGUGUCUGUGUCAAAAAAAUCAUGUUUUUCAACCACUAGAGCUACUUUUACACCUAAAAUACAGAAGCCUGCACCAGAUUUUGCAGCCACAGCAGUUGUUAACGGUGAAUUCAAUCAGCUACGUUUGGCAGACUUUUCUGGAAAAUAUGUUGUCCUUAUGUUCUACCCUCUAGACUUUACUUUCGUCUGCCCUACAGAACUGAUAGCUUACAGCGACAGAGCAAAGGAAUUUGCUGGUAUCGACUGCCAAGUUAUUGGAGUGUCUACUGAUUCAGAAUUCAGCCACUUAGCUUGGACCAACACUCCUAGAAAGGACGGUGGUUUGGGGAAGAUUGAUAUUCCUCUGUUAGCAGAUUAUCAAAAGAAAAUCUCAAGUGACUAUGGUGUGCUUCUGGAUGCAGGAUUUGCGUUGCGUGGCCUGUUUAUCAUCGACAGAAAUGGCAUACUGAGGCAUAUGUCAAUAAACGACCUGCCGGUAGGCCGGUCAGUGGAAGAGACGUUGAGGCUUGUGAAAGCCUUCCAGUUUGCUGAUAAACAUGGUGAAGUAUGUCCAGCUAACUGGAAUCCAGAUACCAACGCCGACACAAUCAAACCCAAUCCGAAAGAGAGCAAAGAGUAUUUCCAGAAGGCGAAUUAAAACACAUUAAAACUACAACUUAACUAAAGAUACUUCUUACACUUACUUCUUAUACUUUUUUGUGAUCUACCCUACCAAACAGCAUUUAUUUCAUUAAAGAAUGAUAGCUUAACCAGAAAUAUAAAAAACCUGUAUCUUAAGUAUUAUUUAUUUAGCGGUUUGGCUCUAUUAUCUCUAUAUUAUUUGUUUUUAACUAGAGAUUGCAAUACUAAAGUCCGGCCGCUCAGUGAUUGCGUUUCUGACAGGUCAUGAUCGAAUUGGCGAUGUAACUUUGAACUGGCGUAAGUACAAGGUUGUUGAACUGCGCUGUUUCAAGGUUAUGCCAACUGUUUGUCUUCGUAGUGAUGAGACAAAAUAACGAGGCAGUUGUAAUUGCAUAUGUUUGUCCCAUUCGAUCGCGACCUGUCAGAAACGCAAUUUCUGAGCGACCGAACUUUAACAGACACUUUGUAACCUAACCUAACCUUAGAAUUAUAAACUCUGUACAGACUUGUUAAUCUAUGGCCCUUUACUAUACCCAGUCCAAAGCUGGCAAAAAGAUUUAGAUUAUUUUGGAAUUAUGACAAAAACAGCGAUCUGAAUCAAAAUGUUCUAUUUUAGAUGUAUAUUAAAACCUAAUGUGCAGUAAAAUCCAUUCCAGUCUAAAACUUAGACAUAGAAAACAACAGGACGUAGUGACAUAAUUGAAGGCAAUUUUUUUCAUAAGUAUUCAGUUUUCUGUUUGUAUUGCAAUCUCCAAUAAAAUAUAAGUUUCAGAUGACUUUAUAAUUAGUUGUUAGUGUUGCCAUUUUGACGUCGAAUAAACGGUGAAUUUUCUUAGAAGUUCUGCAAUGCAGGCAAGGUUGGGUCAUAUGUAGAGCGCACUCUAACGGUCAUUACUAAAAAAAACGGUAUUUGAGGAUUUUAUUCGGAGUUGCAGGCGUAGUAUUAUAUAAAAUUUAAGAGAAAUUCGUCAAUUUUAAUCUCAUUCAAAUAACAAUUUCUGAUAUUUGAAUUUGAAAAUGAAUUAAUUGGUCAAGAACGCCUUCUUCAUUCUGACAAAAAUAUGCAGAAAGGCUACAAAGGAAAUAAAAGCUAAAGGCUAAAGGUAAUAAAAUUAAUGACAUUUGCUAUUGAUAGGUCACGUGAUUAAGAUCUGUCACUCCCAUACAUUUUUCUAGUUUUCGAAGCGUUUGCGAUCGUAGAAAGAGAAUCAUUUGCACAAGAAUUGUGCCACUUGGCUAAAGGGGUUGGUAUUAUAUUCAAUAAUUAAUUACUGUGCAUAUUAUUUGGAUACAUUAAUUUGGACAGCAAUUUUUUUUUUCCUUGUACGGCCAAUGCGAUCAGUCCCAAGACUAAACAAAUAUGUUGCGAGUGUCUUUGUCUUCGCUCGUCGGCGCUCAUUUGGUGCGUCCUGUUUUUCAAAUGUCCAGGUCAGUAUGCGUUUACGUUUAAGACGCCUCGGACAGUCAUCAGUCAAGAGUCUGUUUGCCAAGAUAUUAGGAUGAAUAAGGAGUCGCUUCUUGUAUCUUUUGGCUAGCCCCUAACUUCAUCCUUUACUGUGCUAAUUUGCAAAUUGUGAUGUAGUUCCUCAUUCGUUAUAAACCACAGACAGUAAAUAAAACAAUAAUUUAUACAGUUAUUUAUA